GCUCCGUCGCGGCAACACGUCGCUUAUUAAAAUCCAUCUAAAAUACCGUUCGCAAGUGAUAUCCAUAUAUAUAUACAUAAAUACAUACAAGAAAAACAUUAAUUUAAAUAAAUAAAUAAAUAAAACUAAAUGAAACACAAAGUAAAUAACUUAUUUCUGAUAACAAAAUCUAACAAUUCAAUCGACAACUAAGCAAAAUACAAAAUAAUAAGAUCGAUUUUCUUAAAUAAUAAUUUCAAGUUUGAGUUUGCCCAUCAUUGUUGCUAUUCUGUGUUCAAUUUUACGCGAAGCUAUGUGUAUUUAAUAAUAUCGCGUAUCAAAUGUGAAGGUGCGAAAUAAAAAAAAAAGCGAAACAUAAAAGUAAAAUAAGAAAUAAAAUCGUGAGACCCAAGACCCAGUCAGUAUAAAGAAAGAGAAACAGAGAGCUACCAAGAAAGAUAAAAGUAAGAAAGAGAGGACGACGACCGAAACGAAAGAACGAGACAAAAAGAGAAAAUACACUCAAACUCACAAACGACAUAUAUAUGAAAAAAAAACGUUCGACAUUUAGACACAGAACGUAACGUAAUCUGAAAAUUGAACACAGAAACUGAAAUUAUUAUUUUCUCGAUUAAAUCGAAUUUAUUAUUUUAUAGUCAGUUUAUAGUAAACAAGUAAAAAAAAACAAACGAAACAAAUUAACCAACAACGGCAAUAAAUCGAGAGAACACGCAGUUUAAAACAAAGCAAAAAAUAAGGUACGAAAGAGAACGUAAAGUUUAUCAAUUGAUACAAAGUUUUUGAAUGUAAGAGUUGAAAAGAAGCAACAACAACAACCACCACCGAACAAAAAAAAAGUUUAGAGAAUUGCUACGCAUACACGAGAUCCAGACGAAAUUUUUCGUAGUAUAUACAGCAAAAGCUGAAGAAAGACAGAAAAAAACGUCAAAUUCCAUCGGUAAAAUAGAUAAAAAAGAAAAGUUGUUGUUUGUAAAAUUGUUUGAGAGCAAGAAAAAGAAGAGAAAAAAAGCGAUCCGAAGAAAAAUUCGGAAAGAGAAGCGAAAAAUAAUAGUUUAUUUUGUUGCAAAAUCAAAGAAGAGAAAAAAAGAGAAAAUUAAACACACGAGGCACACAAUAACACACACACUGACGAGACAGAUAAAGAGAGGGAAUCCAACCAUCGAAUCUCGAAAUCCACGAAAACAAAUCGUUUGCGUACGCGUUCGCAGUUUAUGUGUGUUGCUUUGGUUAUCACUAGCAACAAAAGAGCAUAUUUUGUGUUACAGUUACCUGUUACCUAAUUAAUAAACAAAAAAAGAAUCUUUUUUUUUUUGAAUAAGUGAAACAAGAAACAAUACGAUUGAUAUUGAGAGCAAAAUAAAAUAAAACGUAAAGUAAAAAAAAGAGAAAGAAAAAAAUAUUAUAAUAACUUGAAAGAAAUUCAACAUCAACACUACAAAAAAAUCAUAUUGCAAUCAACGAAGAAUUUGAAUCAGGAGCAGCAGCGGGCGCAGCAGCCAGCGGUGCAUAUUCGCGGUGGUGUUUAAAAAAAAUAAUAAUUGUUCGGUUUUUAAUUUCGGCAAAAUGGCCGCUCUCUGUACGGGCAUUUCGUACGGACUGUCACAGAGUUGCCUGAGAAACGAAAAUAAGGAAUUAAUUUUUGUGAAAUUGACUGACUCAGCGUAUCGUGCAAUCGAGGAAUACCAGAAAAAUCAAAAUAAACUUAGUUCACAUGCAACAAUACAAUUUUUGGGACAUGAUGGGUACCUGUCAUUUCCAUCGCUGUCGAAGUCGGGUGGACAAAAAUUUAGUUUUACGGUUACAAAAACCGAAGAAUUGCAAGGCUCAUUUGAAUGCAUACAACAAAAUCACAAUCAAUUGGAGGUUUUGGGUUCGCUGCCGCAAAAAAUGCGAAUACAUGCCAAUGAAGAUGUGUACGAAGCAACUAGACAUAGAAUGGCUGUGGCUGAAGAAAAUCAGAAAAAUAAAUGCACACGGGAAAUAAAACCGAAUCAAACGGAUAUUGGGCGCAAAGUGAAAGUGAAAACCUCAAUACAACGUCUUUCCAACAUUCCUACAAAUAAUAAUGCAACUUUAAACAAACGUGAUUCUUCUUCGUCUUCUUCGUCGUCUAAUUAUGUUGAUUCAUCAUCAAAUCCAAAUAGCUGGAUUCAGUUAGAAACUAGGAAUGCCGAGGAUAGGAAUAGAAAUAUUAAUAGUAGUAAUACGAUAAAUAAUAAUUCAAUAGAAAAUCAUUUGACGGGACUAACGACGUCGAUGGUGACAUCAACAACAGCAUCACCGUCGCCCAUCAAAAACAAUUUACACCACCAUCAUAACAACAAUAUUAGCAGCCACCACAAUCACCACCAAUACAACAAUCACCAGCAAAACAACAAUAAUAACAACCAUCAUAAUAACAACAACUUUCAAAAUCGAGCGAAUAGUCGAAACAGCUCAUCGUCAAAAAGCUAUGGUCGGGGGAAUUCGGAAAUUGUGAAACGACCGAUCAAAGAAAGGCUGAUACACAUGCUAGCACUAAGACCAUAUAAAAAGCCAGAAAUUUAUUCAAAAAUAAGCAAUGAGGGUGUUAAGGAACGUGAAAGAGGGUGCAUCGGAACUAUACUGAAGUCUUUAUCAUAUAUGCGCGAUAAUACGUAUCACUUGCAUCGGCAUCUGUGGAACGAUGUGCAUGAUGAUUGGCCAUUUUAUACCGAACAAGAUCGACAAACUCUCAAAAGGAGAAAGCCAGCAAAUCUAACGCCCCCAUUAAGCUCUGACGGCUCGUCAACAUCGGGUCAGAGUCCAACAAGUACGCACAAUGGUAGUCCGCCGCCAGCUGUGAAACGGCCACCAUUAAACAGUGAUAAAUACACAUCAAGCGAAUGUCCAACGAGUAAAAAGCAAAGAAUUAGUCAUUAUCGCAAAGACAUUGUUAACCAUCAAGACACAAAUAUCGGCGCUAGGUCGAAAUACCAUGACUUUGAUGAUAACAUGGACAUGUAUCGGCGUGAUCUUGACACAAGAGAAUCUUCCAUGAGUAUGAAAUCUAGAUCACGGGAUGAGCCAUCAAUGCGCUCUAGUUUUUACGGACCAAAUGUCACACCAAAUGCUCAAGAAUCGGAGGACAGCGGUUUAAGUCUUGGUUACUCGAGCACCGAUGCAGCUAAGCGAAUGUCAUCGAGUUCGUCAUCAAUAAAUAGUGAACAAGAUCACGAUCGGGACAUUUGUGAUGAUGAUGGACGUGAUUUUCGGCGACAUGUUGACCAUGGUAGCACCCCAUCAUUGAAUAUGAUCAACGGAAGUGAUGGUCACGGAAGUGGUGGCUAUGAUUUUAGUAAAUUCACUAGAAUUACGUCAGUCGAACAACGGCGUCUAUACAAGACUGAAUUUGACAAGGACUAUGCGGAAUAUAUGCAAUUGCAUGCGGAAACCGAACGCGUUUCAAGUCGAUUUGCUCAACUUGAAGAUCUUCUACGGAAAACCGAUCACAAAAAUCCAAGAUACAAAGAAAUUCAACAGCAAAUUCUCAAAGAAUAUAAUAGCACGAUGAGCAAUUCAAUGCACCACGAAAGAAAGAAACGGUUCGAUUAUUUGCACCAUAAGCUGUCGCAUAUAAAAGGAUUGGUUAACGAAUUCGACUCAACGAUAAGAACCGGCCAAAUAAACUACUGACGAUCAAUGAGAAAGUUUAGGACAUGCAUAUUCAUGAUGUUUCAAUAAGAGGAGAUAGAAUAACAGCAGCAACAAAACCACAAUGUGAAUGGUGACAUUUUCAAUGCAAAAUAAAAUGCAAACUUAAAAAUGGCAAUCAAAGAAAUACACACACGAACAUAAAACAACAACAACAAUCGAAACAACAUCAAAGCGACAAAUUCGAAUCGGAAAACUGAUGAUAACAUAAUUGUAUCCACUCAUCUCUUGUGGCCUGAUCAAAUUCUCAACACAAACAAACAAAAAUAAAAACACUUCCAAACAUCGCCCUCCGGACUUCUGAACACAGCAAAAUACAUCAACUCAAACAAAAACCAGCAUCGGUUGGGAAAUGAGCACAUGUCAAAUAUGAUCAGCAUUUAAAUGACAUUUUAUAAAUGCUCGCGACAACACACCAACAUUUUUUUUUCUUUUCGCACCGAUGCAAUUUCACACAAAUAUUGACACCCAACACAAUACUUUCCUCCUUUCGGUAACAUACAUAUACUGUAUAGCAUACGAAUCCCCAACAACAACGAAAAACGUAUACACAUUCUUUUUGUUAACAUAAAAAAAAGAAGAAAAAAACAAUUACUCGCGGAUAAAGAAAGAAAACACAAAAAACUAACCAACCGUAAUCGUUUUCAAUUUCUUUCUUUAUUCCCAUUUUUAAGUGAGAUGAAAAAAAAAAUUUUUAAAUUGCAAGCAAUUUUUGAUCGGAGCAAAGCUAAAUGAACAAAAAAAAUUUUUUUUUUUAAUUUAAACAAUGAAAAAUCUCGUGCGAAUAAAUUCCAUUAAUGGAUUAGAUCCAGAUAUAAAAAAAUUGAUUUUUAAAACAAAUGAAUGAAACAAAAUGUUUUUUUUUUGUUGAAUAUUGGAUUUGAACAUUUAUAUUGAACAAUAUGGAAGAACCAAGAAAACGUCCACAAAAUGAAAAGCAAAAAUAUCCACAAAAAAAAGAAGUAGAAUACAUACAUUUCUGAUUUUGAAUGAGAGAAAAGUUUGCAGUGAAUAAAUUUCACUAUUCAAACUGAAAAUUAAUGCUAACACAUUUGAAAGGGAAAAUGCUUCAAUUUUCGAGAUUCAAUUUCGAUUUUUUUUUUUUUUUUUGAAAAAGAAGAUAUAAGUUUUGAAUUCAUUUGUAAAUCAUUCAAUUUGUGUACAGUUUCGUAUAUCCAGUGAACACGAAAUCAAAUAAUUUAUUGAACAAAACGAAAAAAUUUAAAAUUCCGACACACACACACACAUAAUAUAUAUUAUAAAAUUGAAAAAGUCAGUUAAACGCAGCAUGGUGAAUGUUGUACGAGAGAAAAUGAACAACAAAGUUGUGAAUGGAAUGGAAAAACUCAAUGCGUAAAAUAUAAUAGUUGUAAUUUGUACAGGAAAUACUGUGAAUUUUAGUUGAGAAAAAAGCAAAUUGUAGCAACAACGAAGCGAACAGAAGAAAUGUAUCAAUGUGUAUCGGUCAAAGUGUUGAUUUAGUUUCGUGCUGGCAACGAUGAAAUCAUGGUCAUUCGGCUUCACUUCGCAUAAAACACACACAAUUCCCUCGUAUUUAUGGUGCUUACCGUGACAUUAUGUCCACAAACUUUAUUUCUUUUUUCGUUCUUUUUUGUUAUUAUUGUCAGACAAAUAUCCAACGAAAAUGUUACCUGCCAGCAACUAUAUAUUUUCCAAAAAAGAAGAAUAUCUAUGAAAAUUCCACAGUUGAGAUCUUCGAUUAUCGAUGAAUUGAAAAAAAAAAAAAUAACAAAAUCUUCCACGACAGUCACAUUUCGAAUAAUCGAAUAGUCUGACAAUCAGUCGGCCAAAUUCAUUGUAUAGAAGAAGAGAUACGUAGAUAAUAAAUAUAGUGUUCAUUUUAAGUCUUUUUUUUAAAUAGAAAAAGAUCGAAUAUAUUUCUUUUGGUUCUCUGUUACUUCAAUUUUCAUUUCAAUAAAUAAAUAUAGAAAUUUAAUCGUAAAUUCCAUCCACAUUUAAUUUGGCCAAAAUUCCUUCCUGAAGAGAACAGAGCACAGUCCAAAUAAAAAAUAAAUUAAACAACAAUGUUGUUUUUAGAUUUAGAUUUUGUCAUUGAAUUGGAUUUUAAAUGUUUUUAAUCAAGUUUUUUCGUUUCGUUUUGAUUCGGCCUAAAAAUUGCCAGUUUUCUAACUUGCCACGAAUUUUUUUCUGUUUGUUUUAAAUUACAAAUAUUUAAUCAUGAAAAUUGAAAAAUUCAAAUGAAUAAAAGUAAAACAUUUUACGUCCGAGAGCUAAGCAAAAUCUAUUUGAUGAUGAAGAUGAAUAAGAAAAAUAGACCAUCCAAUGUCUAGUUAAACCGACUGGCAUUUUAUCAAUUGAAUCAUUUUAACAUGAAAUUUAACGAAUCACAAUUAAAGAUAGAAAGAGAGGGAGAAAAUGAAACAAAGAAAUUUGCGGAGCAAGUUUCAAAUUCCGUUCGAUGUAGUGGUAGAGACAGUGUUGAGAUACGACUAAAAUACAUUCGAAUUAUCGUAAAAUUAAGAACUUAUUUCCAUCCAUCCAGUAAAUGAUAUUCAUCCAAAAUGAGUGAAGAAAAGAAAAAAAAAAACACACACUCACACACACAAUUUUUAAACGUAAACAUUUUUGUUUUUAAAAGGAGGGGCUGAAUUGACGAUGAUGAUUCAUGAAUUGUAUAUCAAAACUUUGACACGAUCACAAUUUUAAUUGAACCAACUGGAUGAACCAAAGAGCUGAAAAUUACUCACAAUCAUUUGAUAUAGAAAAAAAAGAAGAAGAAAAUUUGAAAAAAAUGAUGUUUCAAACUCAAAAUUUAAAACUCGUCGAUAAAUAAACAUGUAUGUUGCGGGUAGUUUUCGCGAGAGAAAAAAAACGCGAAAAUGAAACACAUGUUUCUAUUUAAACAGUCAACAGCACGCAUGUAUCAAAAAAUAUUUAUACAUUCUCAUUCAGCAAAUAUGAACAUUCUCAGCACGAAAAAAAAUGUACAUAUAAAUACUUAAUCUAUUUACACUGAACAAUGAUAUUAAUUGUAGUCAACACAUGUGGUGCGUGUGCACACGCAUACGUGCAAUCCGAUCGGCAAAUACAAAACAUAGACUGAUUGAAAGAAAGAGUGAUCGACACAAUGCGCACGACCCGAUCCGAGCUCAGUGUUGAAAUGACAUUUUUUUAGCUAGUUUUUGUAUAAUUUGCCAAAUGUUUUUUUUUGCAGCUAAUCGCACCGAAUCACGUUAAAUGACCGAGCAAAACAUCACAAACGAAAACAAAUCAAACAAGAUUUUACUACAAUUUUUUUCGGAAGAGAGGGAGAGUAAAAAACAAAUUUAAAUCGGCCCAACUCACUUUUAAAAAAGAAUUUUAAAUAUUUUUCAAAAGUUACGAAAAAUGGGAGGAACAUACGAACAGAAACAAUACAAAAUAUAUUUUGCACAAAAACAGAUCCUUUUUCUAGAUCGACCAAAGAGUGAGAAUGUAAUCUAUUUGCAAAAUCCAUGUUUUAUCAAUAUACACAGAUACACACAAUUUCAUUGAAUGUUCUAUGCAAAGAUCAAUUGAAAAUCACAGUUUUGGUAACCUCGGCUCGGUUUGGUUACUGAAUAUUCAAUAGAAAAAUGUAAAUUGUAGCAAAACCACAUAAUUCAAUUUUAUUGAUUUCCCCAAAGAGACGACCGAGAAAAAUAAAAUCACACACAUCCCGAAUUAGAAAGAAAGAAAUCUUAAAAAAUAACUUAUAAAACAAUCAAAAAAACACGAACAUUUUCAACCAAAAUUGUUCACGAGAUGAAGUUGUACUUGCUCUUUGUUUUUAAAAUCAAUGUGUGAAAACCAAUUCCGCCAAAAAAAUGUUACGCGUAAAUGUAGUUUGUGGCCGCUACUCUUUUUCAUUUGCAUCAUGAAUACAAUGAAAAUCACCGAGAAUGCAAUUUUGUGCUUGCCAUUCGAUUUUUGAUUUUAGUGCUUCUUCAAUUCGAUAUAUAAAUAUAAUAAUAUGUAGAUUUACUUAUCAUUUUGUUUCAUUCAGAAAGAAAAAAAAAUUACGAAUAUUCUUCAAUUUCUGGUCGUUUCAAUGUAUAAUAAUUGCCUGUUUUUUGAAUUUUGCUUUUGUUAUUCAAAAAAGAAAAAUCUUAUUUUGCUUGUUGUCAACACAAGAAAAAUCGACUGUUUUUUUUCUUCGUUGCUAAUCAAAAGCCGAAGCAUAAUCUAAAUCAUUAUAUAUUUUUUUCUGCGUGUGAAAUCAAAAACAAACGAAAACAAAACAAGAUAAUGUGAAAUCAAACAUAUAAGUUGUAAAUAUUCGGUUAUAUUUUGUCGGGUUGUGUAAAAUCGAUGAUGAUCGAUUUAUAUAAUUGCAUUGUGAUCGAAAUGAUAUAUUAGAAAAUGAAAAUGUGCACAUGAUCUGCGUAACACAUUGUUCAGUGAUUCAAUGAUGAUUGUGUCCAUACAAGAGAGAUUUCACCGCGUUUUAUUAUACAUACUACUACUAUAUUGACCAAAAUAUUUAAAGAGACUGCACGGAUUGAUUUGUUGUUUUCGCUCAUUCAUUCAUUUUACAACAAUUUUGACUAA
Messenger RNA from Contarinia nasturtii (swede midge), 8223 nucleotides. RefSeq names its product RNA polymerase II elongation factor ELL2 (gene Su(Tpl)). Lineage: Eukaryota; Metazoa; Arthropoda; Insecta; Diptera; Cecidomyiidae. The record is from RefSeq and is a predicted model, not a curated record. Bases 1564 to 3654 code for a protein of 696 amino acids. Gene Ontology annotation, cellular component: transcription elongation factor complex. The transcript is spliced from 14 exons. Gene Ontology annotation, biological process: snRNA transcription by RNA polymerase II; transcription elongation by RNA polymerase II; positive regulation of transcription elongation by RNA polymerase II. Gene Ontology annotation, molecular function: cis-regulatory region sequence-specific DNA binding.